CUAAUUUUUGCCACCAGAAAUUUUGAAAAAAUCCCCAAAUUUUGAUUUUUGUUUUCGUUUCUCUUAUUCAUAAUCGUUGAAUUAGGGUUUUCGAGUUUCGAGUUUCCCAAAUCUGAUAAAAAAAACAAUUUUCUUUAGCCAUUUCUCUCAUCUUGAUUCGUCUGUUGUUUGGGUCUAACAUGGCGACUGAAACCCUAGAAGAGAAAAUACCGAAAGUGGAAUCACCGGCGAAGGAGGAAAUUGGUGCUGCGAAGGAAGAGAAGGAGGAAGAAAAAGCGGAUUUGCCAAUAAAGGCUGAGGUGGAGAAGAAGGAAGAUGUAGAAGAGGGUGAAGCGAAGAAAGAGGGAGAAUUGGAGGAGAAGGUUAAAGAUAAAGAAGACGCUGUAGAAAGUGAGGAGGAGGAAGAAGAAGUAGAAGAAGAAGAAGAAGACGAAAGUGGAAGUAAGAAAUCGUCGGAGAAAGAAGCGGUGACUCCGACCAGUGACAGACCAACGAGGGAGAGAAAGAAGGUUGAGCGUUUCUCGUUGUCUACUCCUAUGCGGGCUACACCAAGCAAGUCUGUUUCAAUUGGAAAGGGUCGUGGAACACCUCUCAGGGAAAUUCCAAAUGUGGCUCAUAAACUAUCCAAGAGAAAAGCUGAUGACAACCUGAUGUUAUUACACACCAUUCUUUAUGGGAAGAAAGCAAAGGCGCAGAUGGUUAAGAGAAACAUUGGUCAAUUUUCUGGCUUUACAUGGUCAGAGAAUGAGGAAGAGAAGCAGAGAGCACGAAUAAAAGAGAAGAUUGACAAAUGCAUAAAAGAAAAAUUGAUAGUUUUUUGUGAUGUGCUUGAUAUACCUAUAAACAGAAGCAACAUGAAAAAAGAAGAACUAGCUGUCAAAGUGCUUGAAUUUUUAGAAUCUCCCAAAGAAACAAGAGAUGUUGUAAUAGCUGAUCAAGAAAAGGCGAAAAAGCGUAAGAGUACACAAAAAAGGGGGAAAUCUGGAGAAUCUUCAGACACCCCAGCCAAGAGAAAAAGGCAAACAAAGAAGCGAGAUCAGCCAUCUGACAUGGAAGAAGGCAAGGAUGAGGGAGAUGCUGACUCUGAAGGAACUAAUGAUCCUCAUGAUGAAGAUGAUGCAGCGCCAGAGGAAAAUAGUGACCAUGAAAAGACUGACACUGAAGAUGAAAAAGACAAAGCAGAGGAUGAGAAACCAUCCAAAAAGAGAAGCUCAUCGAAAAAGACUGUAGAGGAGAGCUCAGGGUCUAAAGGUAAGGAUAAGCCAGCUUCUGCUAAAGGUUCUGCAAAAUCUGGUGAGAAGUCCUCCAAACAAAUUGCUAAGUCAGCUUCAUCCCCAGCUAAGAAGCAAAAAGUUGAUCACGUCGAGCCUUCGAAAGAGAAAAGCAAGAAACAGCCAAGUAAGCCACAGGCUAAGGGAUCUAAAGAGAAAGGAAAAGCCACGAAGAAAGGAAAAGCCAAAGCAGAGCCCACCAGAGAAGAGAUGCUUGAAGUGGUAUCCAAAAUUCUGAAGGAAGUAGAUUUCAAUACGGCAACACUAUCAGAUAUUCUGCAGAAGCUAAGCGCCCACUUUGGUGUGGAACUGUCGCAUAGAAAACCAGAGGUGAAGGAUGUGAUCACAGAUGCCAUAAAUGCAAUGACUGAUGAUGAAGAAGACGAUGAAGAGGAAAAAGCUGAGGCAGGAAGUGACAAAGAGAAGGAAGAAGAAAAAGAAGAGGGAGAAGAGGUAAAAGCUGAGGCUGAAAGUGACAAAGAGGAGGAAAAAGAAGGUGAAGAAGAAGAAGAAAAGGAAGAGCAAAAGGAUUAAGGUUAGAAUUUUGUUUUUCUUCUCUCAAUAUCUGAUGUGAAGGAAAGCAAAAAACUGAUACAGCUGUGAAUCAGAACAAGUGACAUAUAGAAUGUGUCGAAUCUGUAUUAUGUACUGUGUAAUCUCUGUAGUCUGACUCUCGUUAUGUAGUUUUAAGCGUCUUUUUUCUUUUUCUUGUGUAGUUAUUGUUACCUGUUAGGUUUUCUAAUCCUUGUUUCUAUUUGAUGAUAUUGUGGGAAAGUUUUUUUGGAUUUAGUUUAAAGACAUUCGUAUAUUUUAUCUAAAUUCUGUUUUCCGA
Molecule: messenger RNA, 2103 nt
Organism: Capsella rubella
Lineage: Eukaryota; Viridiplantae; Streptophyta; Magnoliopsida; Brassicales; Brassicaceae
Product: glutamic acid-rich protein
Exons: 11
Coding region: 180-1805 (541 amino acids)
Biological process (GO): regulation of double-strand break repair; chromatin organization
Cellular component (GO): nucleus
Molecular function (GO): histone binding; DNA binding
Source: RefSeq, a predicted model, not a curated record